CCUAGAAAGAAUAUCCCUCCAGCCUCGUACAUAACCCCCCCAAUUCCCAUCGUCUCCGCCUGCGAACAAAGCAUCAUCGAUCCCCGCCGCCAUCCAUCCGAUCAACCACCUUCCACUGCAGCCGCCAAAGCGCUUGCUAAUGGAAACGCCAUUCAGAUGAGCCAGCACAGCCCGUGGGGAUUGCCAAGAAGACACCCUCAGAACACCUCCAACACCUCGUCCACACGCCUCACACCUCUCUCCACCACCUUUGCUGUCGACCAGGACCGCAACACGCCCUCGCCCAGUGGAACGCGCCCGGCUUUCUCCCCUGCCACCUCCAGCUUCCCCUCGCUGCCGCCUCCCUCGACGGCGCCGUCGGCAGCUGCUACCACCUCCACUUCCGCCGCAACUGCAAGACACGGUCUCAUUGGCAGCAGUCGCAAGUCGUCGGCGGCAUCCUCGACGUCGUCGCUUUUCUCGCCCGCCCCUUCUGGACAGCAGCCCCCCACCCAGCUGCUGUCCUCCCGCGCCAGAAACAUAGCGCCCUCAUCUGCCUCGCAGCAGGCUUCCUCCGCCGCAACAGCCGCUUUGCAGGGGAGUGGUGGGACGUCCAGCGGCGGAGGGGCCUCCAGGCUUGUCCGCGCUUCACCUUCACUCUCCAUCUCGAGCACCGUGGGCUCUCCCAUCUCCUCUAACCCCCAGAGCGCCUCCGCGCCCAAACAACAGAAACAGGAUCUUUCGCGCAUCGUCGUCGCUCAGGUCUUCCUGCUGCUCAGCCAGUUGAGUCCCGUCAAGGACGAUAAGGACCGCGCUAAGUGGAACGCUCAAGCAGAGCAGAUUCGAAAGCUUAUCGACUCCAACGGCAUGGAGGUCUUUGCAAAGUCCUUCCGUCGCCUGCUGCAAAACAAUGCCGCCCACAUAUUUUCGUCGGGGGAGCGCAGUGGAAGCUAUGCCCUGCUUGUCGAGGAAAUGCAGAAGCUACGGACCGAUCCCGACCAGGCGCAGAAGAUAGCCGAGUCGAUUGACUCGUCCGAAGGUGAUUUGUUUCGCGACUUUGAUCUCGCAGCACUGGUCUCUCACUUCCAACUGGAUCCUUUCGCAAAGGCCAUGCUGGCUGCCACAUGCAGAUUAGGCAGUAACGCCGAUCUUCGAGCAAAAGCCGAUGCUGUCUUAUCAGCCACAAUCGACGAGCUCCUGCCCGCCAUUGCCCAACCAGAGCACUCGAAUAGUGAGAACAUCACCUCCAAUUACCUCGCUGCCUUGACCGAACGCGUCUUCCGAAACCCCCCGCAGGAUAUGACCGAGGAGAGAAAAGCCAACUGGGCGUAUGCAAUCCGGAUGCGUUACCAGACUUUGCGCACCAGUGUACCUGCUGAGCUUGAAUCUGUGCUGCAGCUUAUCGAUCUCACCAACGGCUCACAAAAUCCUCUGAUGAGGCUGGUACAACAAGCUGGCCCACGCGGCACGGAGACCGUGGAAGCAAGCAAAGAGAUGCUUGCAUCGGUCGGUACGCGCGACAUAAGCUACCAGCACGUCGCAACUACCCUUCUGUUUCUUGUCAUAUCUUCAGGAUACAAUGCCAAGAAUUUUGUCGCGGCUCUGCGGGAACACGGGGCUGGGCAGCACUUGGACUGGCAGGACGUUGUACAUGCCUUUGAUCGCGAAGGUUUGCAAGUUACGAAGCCUCAAUUCUUGGCCUUGUUCCAUGCUCUGCUGCCAAUUGCGCAAAGCGACGAUAAAUUCGACAUCCAAUUACUAUGGGGCGGUUCGUGGUCCAGCGGAUUGACACAGUUAUCAUUCCUUACCCGCUUCCUCUCAUGCACGCCGACGGAGCUUGAUGUUUCUCAGAUCCCACGUCUCCGCGCAUCAUUCUCCAUGAAGACAUUCGAGAACGCACCGGAGGAUGUCAAGACAAUCGCAGCGCAAGCUGUCAAACAUCCUUACGUUUCCUUGGACGCUACCCGCGCGUUAUUCGGCAUGAUUUUUCAGUCUUCCGAGUCGUAUCAUACUGCUCAACUGUAUGGUAUUCCCGAUACCGUGAUUAACCCUUUUACGUCCGAAUUCCUCACUGCCGCAGCCGCAGUACCCAAACCGUGGGGAGCUUUGCAAGAGCAGGCUCUCAAGCAGUUGUUUAGCCCAUACUAUUACAAGAAAUUGCACAACUACAACUUCGUUCUCUACGGUCUGUGGCAGCAGGACACUCAAUGGCUGGUUGAUCGUUUUGUGGACUUCUACAAUGCCGACCCGAUGUCGCUGACACUGACCCUGGAGCAUGCUCAGAAUUUCGGCUGGCUGGACGCUUUGAUCCGAAGUAAUACGGACAUCAGUCUCGAUCUUGCUGCACAAGCACACGCCCGUGGACUUUUCGAGAUCGAACCUUGGCUGCAACGAACUUUUGAACAAGCAGGUCCCCUAUUCAGGCGAAUCCUCACAAACUUUCUGGGCGCGAGGGCUUCGGAUGAGAUGCAGCGCGCCCGUGAGGAACACAACCUUAUCAGCAUGCCACUUGCGGUCAAAACAGUAUACCCAUUGCUAUGGUUUCUUGCCGAGUGCGAUCUUCCCGAACAGGAGCUUCUCCCUUUACAGCGCAACUGUAUUCAGGCCUACCCUCGCUUAGUCAAUUAUGGGGAAGGUGUGGACGACAUCAUUGAUGCCAACGGUCAGAACGGCAACGCUUUGCCCGAGGAAGCCGACAAGGAAAUGCAAGAGCACUUCAAGAAGAUGUACAGCGACAAGAGCGAUGUGCGUGAAAUCAUCACUACUUUACGAGGCUACAAGGAAUCGCGUGAUCCUUUCCAGCAGGAUCUGUUUGCUUGCAUGAUCCAUGGACUCUUUGACGAAUACAAUUGUUUUGGGGAAUAUCCUGUGGAAGCAUUGGCUACCACGGCUGUUCUGUUUGGCAGUAUCAUCAACUAUAACUUGCUUUCGCGCAUCGCUCUCCAAGUCGGCCUGGCGAUGGUGCUGGAGUCAGUCCAGGAGUUCCGACCGGAAGAGUCCAUGUACAAGUUCGGCUUGCAAGCUCUUCUCAACUUCAAAGAUCGUCUAGAUGAGUGGCCCAACUAUUGCGAUCAACUUCUGAUGAUCCCCGGUCUUCAGCAAUCCGAGAUUUAUCCUAUUGCCCAGCGAGUCGUCCAUGCUCAGGUCGGGGAAGUGAAUGGAGAAGGUCAGAACGGAGUAGGACUGACAAACGGAAAUGCAGCGAACGAACAGCUUCAGAUUGAAUCUGUCGUGCCCAAAUUCAACUGCCUUCAUUUGGAACCUCCUUUGCGCCCGGACUUCUAUGAAGACCCCGACGAGGAGAUACAAGACAAGGUUUUGUUCGUCCUCAACAACCUAUCCAGCAACAACCUACAGAAUAAAAUGCACGACCUCACCAAAGCCGUUGAAGAUAGACAUCAUCAAUGGUUCGCAAACUACUUGGUGGAGGAGCGAGCCAAGAUGCAGCCCAACUUCCAGAAGGUGUAUCUCGAUAUGCUAGAUCUCUUCAACGACAAGUUGUUGUGGAGCGAGGUCCUGCGAGAAACAUAUGUUGUUGUCUUCCGCAUCCUCAAUAGCGAUGGGGCUCUUGGAUCUGUCGAGCGCGGUUAUCUUAAAAAUCUCGGUGCCUGGUUGGGUUCUCUCACUAUCGCGAGGAAUCACCCAAUCAAGUUCCGCAACAUCUCGUUCAAGGAUUUACUGAUUGAGGGAUACGACACCGAUCGAAUUGUCAUGGUCAUUACCUUCACCUGCAAAGUUUUGGCAGAAGCUGUCAAAUCUACCAUCUUCCGACCUCCCAACCCAUGGUUGAUGGAAAUCUUAUCCGUUCUCAAGGAGCUGUAUGAUUUCGCUGAUCUGAAGCUGAACCAAAAAUUCGAGAUUGAAGUUCUAUGCAAAGCAUUGGAUCUUGAUCACAAAACACUCGAAGCAUCUACUUGCAUCCGAGCUAGGCCAGCUGCAGAUGAUGAUUAUCUCGGACACAUGCCUCCGGACCCGUCGCUGGAGCCUUUUGGUGAAGUUGGUGGUAUCAUGAGCCUCAAUCGCGCCCGAGGACCCAGCGAGAGGUUUUCAUCUGCCACUAUUACUGCCGCUUUGCCCGAUUUCACCUCUCAGUUGCAAUAUCCUCCCUCUGGUAACAAUGCUGUGCCUGUCGCAACUCUACAGAAGAUCUUCCUGAGCGCGGUACAGCAGGCUAUACAGGAAAUAAUUGCGCCAGUUGUCGAGCGAUCCGUCACUAUCGCUGCCAUUUCAACCUCUCAACUUAUCAGCAAGGACUUCGCAAUGGAACCUGACGAGGAGAAGCUGCGUAAAGCCGCACAUACGGUCGUACAAGCCCUAUCGGGUGCAUUGGCUCUUGUCACCUGCAAAGAGCCGCUGCGCAUGAGCAUCCAAAACAACAUCCGCAGCAUGUCCCGUGAAAUGACCCUACCCGACGGUGCUUUGCCUGAAGGCCACGUGCUCAUGUUUGUCAACGACAAUCUCGAUCUCGUCUGUAGCACUGUCGAGAAAGCCGCCGAAGUCUCAUCUCUCCAGGAAAUUGAUACGCAAAUCGAAGAUGCCGUGCGAGCUCGACGUGUCUUCCGUCAAACACGUCCCAAUGAACCGUUCAAGGAUGCUGCCAUCAGCCCAUGGGCGUUCUAUAUUCCUGAACCGUACAAGCAAGUCGCUGGCGGAUUGAACUCUCACCAGCUAGCGAUCUACGACGAUUUCGGUCGACAAUCCCGAACCGCUCCAAUCGCAAACGUUCCAUCCCAGGACAGUGGACGACAACUUCCUGACGUUUUGCAAGAUCAAUUCGCCGCUGUUCCCAGCAUGCCAACGCCUGCGGCAGCCCCCGCCGAACCGCGCCAGGCUCCUCAGCAAUCUCGCCUGCAGAAUCCUCAAGUACCCCACGCGGCAACCCAGCAGCAGCUAAACGGAUAUCUCGAGCAUCAAGGGCCCGAGCGCGGUCAACGUAACGCCGAGGAUCUUCUUGGAGAUUUAAUGCGGAUGGUCAAGGAAGCCCCUGAAGAACGAAUUAGCGAGGUGCAGCCAAGUAACCCGAUUCAUCAUCUCUUUGAGCAACUCAUCACUGGUAUCGAAUUCGCAGGACCCAAUAAAGAGCAAUGGGCGUUCCGUGUUGCCGGACAAGUUACCAACCUCCUGUUCGCAGAUGAUGCGGGUCGUUUGGAGGUCGAAACACUGGCCCAUUUGAUGAGCAAUCUUUGCCAACUUUCAUCGCAGACGUCUAGGCAGGUUCUGAUGUGGCUCGCAACCCUCCAUGAUGAUGAUAGAAUCUUCAACACACCUGUCAUGGUGGCUCUCAUGGAAGUCGGUUUGAUGGAUAUGCAGCGUGUCAACUCCACAAUUGCGAAAGCCAUACAGGAUCGUCGGCUCCCAGCUGUUCAAAUGCUGGACAGCCUUCUAGACGAGACUUUGCUCGGCGAACACCCCAGUGCUUUCCGCGCUGACUUUGCACUUUCCAUCGACGCACUCACUCAAUGGUUGGUCGAAGACCCCGAUUUGGAGAUUGGAAAAUCAAUGAUCAACAAACUUCAAGUCCAGCCGAUUGAGGAUGCUUUAACGCCACCUUCUUCUAGCCACAAAGAUCAGUUCGAGUACAUCUUUGAUGAGUGGGUUCAUCUCCAGAAUCCCGAUACGCCAAAGAAAGCCAUUGCCGCUUUCAUGUAUCAACUGGACAAGGACAAUGUGAUGAGGACUCAGGCAGACUCUAUCCACUUCAUGCGAACAUGCAUUGAUUCCGCCAUUGCUUCAUAUGAACGCGAGCAGGCGCUUCCAUAUGGCACGAACAGCCCGGAUAUGGCCACUAUCAAGAUCGAUGCUUUGGGUAGACUCAUCGUCGAUCUGGUUGUCUAUCGGGGCGAAAAGAACGGAGCUGUGCAGGAGACCAAGGCCACUUAUUUCGACCAAAUCCUGACUGUAGUCAUCCUCGUUCUCAUGAAUCAUGCAAACACCCGCAAAGAUUUGUUUUGUCAGAAAGGAUUCUCGCGACUGUUCUCUACAGUCUUGUUCCACCUCAACGACGUCGUCAAGGACGAUACUUUCGCUUCCUUGAAAGCUGACAUGUUCCUCGCUAUUGCACGAGCUUUCCUGGCAUUACAGCCGCACAACUUCCCGCUGUUUGCCUUUUCGUGGUUGCACAUGAUCGCUCACCGGAUCUUCAUUCCCGCAAUGUUGGAAAGUGGCAAGGAUGAGCGGUGGGACGUAUAUGCCAAGCUGAUGGAAACACUCUUGCGAUAUACCGGGCAGUUGAUCAAGCCUACGGGGGAGGCAAUGGCCGCUCAACAGUUCUACCGUGGAGUCUUGAGGGUUCUACUUGUCAUUCACCAUGACUAUCCCGAGUUCCUCGCCGAGAAUCACUUCCGUUUCUGCAACAGCAUUCCCAUGCAUUGCACACAACUCCGCAAUCUGGUCGUCAGUGCUUAUCCCUCCAACAUUCUCGAGAUGCCUGAUCCUUUCACGGCGGGACUGAAGGUUGAACGCAUCGAAGACAGUCACCAGGGUCCUAUCAUUCGUGCUGACAUUGACGAGAUUCUUCGUCAAGCUGGCAUCAAGGAGACUCUUGAUGGACUUUUGAAAGCAUCUGAGCCAAAAGAGGCAGAGAUGACGAAGCUUAGCAAUUCCGUGUAUUAUGCUGAGCCCAGGCCUGCAGGCUUUGAACUCAUUACCACGACGGCUGACCCGACUCUCAUACACGCAAUUGUUCUUCACAUUGGCGCUACUGCUCUUGCUUCUGAGAGCUCCAAAGGGCAUGCGUUCGAUGGCAGCUCUCCUGCUGCCAAAUUGAUGGAGAGACUGGUGCGACAACUGCGGCCAGAAGCGAAGUUCCACUUCAUCAGUGCUAUUGCUAACCAGCUGCGCUGGCCCAAUUCACACACGCAGUACUUCAGCUAUGCGUUACUCCAUUUGUUUGGACCGCCAAACAACGACUCCUUUGUCCUGGAUGUUCAACAAACCAUCACACGCGUCUUGCUCGAGCGACUGUUGGUACAUAGACCACAUCCAUGGGGCCUUAUCAUCACCCUUCUGGAGAUUCUCAAAAAUCGCACGUAUGCAUUCUGGGACCUGCCUUUCGUCAAAGCUGCACCCGAGGUUGAACGUCUAUUCAACGCUCUCUUUACCCAUGCGCAGCAGAGCCCGAGGUCUCUCGCAUAA
This is a messenger RNA of Periconia digitata, 7113 nucleotides long. The record is from the annotation of a GenBank genome assembly. Lineage: Eukaryota; Fungi; Ascomycota; Dothideomycetes; Pleosporales; Periconiaceae.